AUGACAAAUCCUUUGGGUAUAUUAUAUUAUCCUCAAGAAUAUAUACCAGUUUAUCUUAAAACUUCUAAAAUAAUAUCUGAAGAUUAUCUUCUUGGUCAAUUAUUAUCAAUUGAAUCAAAUAAUAUAAAUAAUUUAACAUUAAAUUAUUCAUCAUAUAUAUCAUUUUCACUUGAACAAACAUAUUUAAAUAUAUCGAAUAUGUUACAAAAAUAUUUUUCAAAAAUCAUAUUAAUUCAUAUUAAAAAAGAUUAUUAUACACAUAAAUUUUCAUUUCAAAUGAAUACAACAAAAUUAGCUCGUAAUAUUUCAUUAAUUUUUUUUGAUUUACCAAAUUCUCAAAAAUAUCUAUUUACAAUAUAUAUAGCUUAUAAUAAUUCAUGUUUAAAAUCAAAAAUAAUUAAUGAUAAAUAUCUUAAAUAUAUAAUUAAUAUUGAUUUAUGGCAAAAUAAUUAUUUUGUUUAUUCAAUACCAAUUAAAUCAAUGUCAAUUGUAUGUGCACAAGUUGAAAUUACAUCAAAAGAUGUAUCUAUUCGAAAUUUAAAACGAACAGGAUAUUUUCUUGUUGUUGAAACAGGUUGUUAUGCAUUUAAUAGAAAUAUUAAUGAAGAUUAUUAUACAAAGUUACAAGAUGAUAAAUGUCAAUUGAUUAAUGAAAAUAAAAGCUUAUUAAAUGGUCAUUUAUUAUUACCAAAUGCUCAUGUAACAUGUUAUUGUCAUACACAUACAACAAAAUACUUUGUUUUAUGUCAACCAAAACCAAUUCUUGUUGAAUUCGAAUUAAAUGCUCAAACUUGGCUUCAUUUUUACAUUUAUCUUUCUUUAUUACUUUUUAUAUUUCUUAUUCUUGGUCUAUAUGCUAUUUAUAAAGAUACAUUAGAUGAUUAUAAACCUUUUAUAUAUUUUAUUGCUGAUAAUCAAGUAGCUGCUGUUAAUGUUCAUCUUUAUCAAUUAACAAUAUUCACUGGUCUUCAACAAUCAACAUCAAAAGAUUUUAAAAUUUAUAUUCGUUUAAUUGGUGAAAAAUGUCAUGAUGAAUUACAUUGUUUAAAUUUAAAUUUAUCAAAUGUAUUUCAACGUGGAAGUGUUAAUCAAUUUUUAAUUACUAGUUUUAUCGAUAUAGGUCGAAUUGUUGCAUUGAAUAUGUGGCAUGAUGAAAUAAAUAUUAAAUCCGAUUAUUAUAUACGUCAUUGUAUAUUAUAUGAUUAUAAUUAUUAUCGAACAUAUUAUUUUUGUUGUUAUACAUGGUUAUCAUUACGAAAAGGUUUUAAUAUGAUUAAUGAAAUAUUUUAUGUUGCACAAGAAGUUGAUCAAUAUGCAUUUGGUCAUUUAUUUCUUUCAACAUAUUCAUGGCUUUAUUAUCAUUAUCAUUUAUUAAAUUCAAUAUUUAAUAAACAAAAAAUAAAUACAUUAUCAAGAAUAUAUCGUUUACAUAUUUAUUUUUGUUUAAUUAUAAUUCAACUUUAUUUUAUUCAAAUUCUUAUUAUAUCAUGUCGAAAUAUCGUGAUGAAUCAAAGAUGUGCUUAUAUUUUUCCAUCAUUUUUAUUUUUAGUUGAUCAAUCAUUUGUUGCAACUGAUUGGAUGGAAAUCUAUCAGAUCAUUCGUCUCAAUUUAUUUCCAUCACUUUUCAUUGCACUAUUUCUCAGUUCACUUAUUGGUAUUCUUACACCAAUAUUUGUAUGGGGUUUAACAUGUUUAACAAAUCGUAUUGAGCUCUAUCGUCAAUUAUCAACAGCUACAAGACGUUAUGAAAAUUUUAAUAAUUUCCAUGCAAUUAUAUAUACAAUGGCAUCAAGUAUAUCGGAUUUAAAUUCAUAUCGUCAAGAUAUAGAACAAUUUAAAUAUAUGCAUAAAUUUGAUUUACAACAUCGUUUUAGUAUUAGUACAUUAGGAGAAAAUGAUGAAACUAGUUCACAAUCAGAUAGUCAAAUUGAAUCAAAUAAUAAUUCUUAUGAUACUCAACAAUAUAAAUCAAAUUUAAAUCUUAAUUCAUAUUCUUCAAUGAAAACAAAUCGACAAUUCCAAAUAAAUAAAAUACAAACACCAAUCGCUUUAAGAAAUCGUUCAAUUUCAAUCUCUCAACAAAAUAAUAAAUUUUCACAACAAAAUCAAUCACUCGAUGAUGAUGAAGUUUCAUUAUCAACUGAAAGUUCUCAAUCGAGUAUACAACAACAAAACAUCAACAUACCAACAAUUAAAUUAAGAAUUCAUUGGCCAAAAAAAUCUAAUCAACCAACAUUUAAUAUGUAUAUUUUCUAUUUAUUUAUUUUCUAUAGUAUAUCGAUUAUUCUUGGUAUAGUAUCGAUUGUAUCUAUGUAUUUAACAAUGAAAACAUUUACAGAAAUAGAAAAUUAUUUUUUAACAUCAGCAAUUAUAUUUAUACAUAUAUUAACGAUAUUAUUUACAUUAGUUUUUGAAAUAAUUGUUAUAUUAAUUAUAUCAUUACUUAAUGCAACAUUUUUUCAUAUAACAGAUGAAGAUAAAUUUAUUUCAUCUGUUGUUCAAAUUCCAAUUGUAUCUAUGAUUGAUAUUAAACAACAUCCAUUAAAUCAUACAUUUACACUUAAUCGAGAUAUUACAUUAACUGAUGUACAAUUACGUGAACGUAUUCGUGAACGUUUUCUUGAAUCAUCAAUUAUUCGUGCUGUUAGAGAUGUUAUUGGUUAUAUUGUAUUCAUGGUUAUUAUUAUUAUGGUCUUUGCUAAUACAUCAGAAAAUAUUGAAACACGUUUAACAAUGAGACAAUACACAUUGCAAUUACUUCUUCGUGAAGAUAUUUUUCAAAAUAUUGAUCAUAUACCGGAUACUAUGGAUUGGAUUAGUUACUUUAUUGAAAAUCGUCUUUUUCUUGAACAUAAAAAUUAUUUUUGUCAAAAAGAUACAUGUAAUUAUGUUCAAAUUCCUGAUUCUCCAUUAUAUUUAAGUAAAAGUAUUCGUAUACGUCAAAUUCGUGUUGAACGUAAAAAUUGUCAUGAAAAAAUAACUCAUCUAUUCUAUCCUUUAAUACCACCAAGUUGUUUUGUUGGUGGAAAAAAUUUAAUGAAUGAUAAAAAAUUUGUGAUUGGUGGUCAACGAAAAUGUUCCGGUUGGGAAGAACCUUUAAUAUCAAAUAAUUUAUGUAAAGAUAUGUGUAAUUAUACAUCAAUAUGGUCAGCAUUACCCUAUAAAAAAAUAACCAAAUUUUAUACAACAUAUGAAUCACCAUGGUAUUAUAUGUUUCAUUUAUUACCAAAAGAAACAGUUGAACGUUGUAAUCGUAAAAGAAAAUAUUAUGAUUUGAAUAAAUAUAAUUGGUUAGAUGAAAAAACUUUAGUUUUAAUGAUUGAAGGAAAUUUGUAUUCUCCUCAAACAUCAUCAAUGAUUUCGUUUGUUUUAAUUAUUGAAAAAAAUCAAUAUGGAAUGAUUGAAAAAGAUAUUUUUAUUGAAGUAUCUGAUUAUAUAUUAGCAACAAUCGAUGAUAAUACAUUACAACAGAAUGAUACUGAACAAAUAUCAACAAAUGAAAGCGAUACUGAAAAACAAUUUGUUAUGACUAAUUCCUUAUUUGCUGUUUUAGUAUUUGUAAUUUUUACAACAAAAUUAUUCGAUCUAGCAAAAUUUACAAGAAAUUUUGGUUUUUAUGGUUUUGUUUUUUUUCUUCGUACAUUAUCAAAUAUAAUUGAUGGUAUAUUAUUAAUACUUUGUUGUUAUUAUUUUUUAUUAGUUUAUUUUGAUCAAAAUGUACUUCAAUUAAAUAAUCUAAUACAAUCAUUAAAUAUUCAUCAUUUAUUUGUAUCAUUUCGUGUAUUAAUUAUAAAUAAUACAAUAUUAAAUCAUUUAAUUGGUUUAAUAUGUUUAUUUGCUAUAUUUAAAUUACUUUAUUUACUUAAAUUUAAUCCUAAAACAUAUUUACUUGCUGAAACAAUGUAUAAAUCAGCUGAAGGUUUUAUUUUAAUAUUAUGUUUUGCAUUUUUAAAUUAUUUUAUAUUUACAUUAAUUGGUCGUUUAUUUUUUUCAAAUGAAGAAAAUUUUAAAACAUUUUUUGUUGCUUUUCGUGUUGUUUUAAUAUCAUCAAUAAAAGAUGCAGCAUCAACAGAUAAUGUUAUAUUAGGUACAAUAUCAAGAACAUUAUGGCAAUUUUUUCUUUGGGUUUUUUCUGCAAAAAUUAUUGAAUAUUUUUUAAUAUCAUUUGUUGUACAAAAAUUUUCAAAUAUUAGAAAAACACAUCAAUUAACAGAUGAAGAAAGAAUUGUUGGAAGAAUAUUUCAAACAUUUUGGACUUAUUUUGCUUUUAAUAAAAAAUAA
Messenger RNA from Rotaria sp. Silwood1, 4281 nucleotides. Lineage: Eukaryota; Metazoa; Rotifera; Eurotatoria; Philodinida; Philodinidae. The record is from the annotation of a GenBank genome assembly.